AAGCAGCUCUGGAGAGUGAGGUCCGCCCUAGGAGAUCGCUAGCCGCUGAGACCGGAGCCAGGCCGCAAGCGGACAGCCUCCCUGCAGGGUGCGGCGUCUCGGCGCUCCCAAAGGCUGUGCUACCGGAACGCCCAGGGGCUAGGCUGGGACGCCCUCCCUGGCCCCCGGCUGGGCCAUGUCAAGAGGCCCGGGCUUUGCCCCGCUGCCCCCGACCCCGAGGUUACGGAAACACGCUCCUCGGAGCUUCAGCUGUCUCUCGGAUCUGGAUCCGCGACCCUGCAGACCCCCGGGCUGCGACCCUCGGCUGCAGCCCAUCAUCCAGCGGCGCGCGCGCUCCCUGCCCAGCUCUCCCGAGCGCCGUGCCAAGGCUGUGGGAGCUCCCGGCGCUACGUGCCGAGCCGGCUGCAACCGGCAGCUCCGUGUGCGCUUCGCUGACGCUCUGGGCCUGGAGCUGACGCAGGUUAAGGUGUUCAACGCAGGGGACGACCCGUCCGUUCCGCUGCACGUGCUGUCGCGCCUUGCCAUCAACUCCGACCUGUGCUGCAGCAGCCAGGAGCUGGAGUUCAAGCUGCAGUGCCUGGUUCCCGACUUCCCCCCGCCGGUCGAAGCCCCCGGCUUUGGAGAUCGCCUGGCAAGGCAGCUGGUGUGCCUGGAACGUGUCACCUGCUCGGACCUGGGCAUCAGCGGCACAGUGCGCGUGCGCAACGUGGCCUUCGAGAAACAGGUAGCAGUACGCUACACCUACUCUGGCUGGCGCAGUGCUCAUGAGGCCGUGGCUCGCUGGAGAGGGCCUGCGGGUACCGAGGGUACCGAGGACAUCUUUGCCUUUGGCUUUCCCGUGCCACCCUUCCUGCUGGAGCUCGGCUCCCACGUACUCUUUGCACUGCGCUACUGCGUGGCUGGUGCUGAGUACUGGGACAACAACGAUGGUCGCGACUAUAGCCUUACUUGUCGCAGUCAUGCCCUGCACAUGCCACGCGGGGAGUGCGAAGAGAGCUGGAUCCACUUCAUCUGAGCUGCUGGCUGUGAACCUGGAGCUUCCAUGUCAGCAGAACUGCAGUCACUUCCCCGCGGGUACUGAUCUCUGAGUGACCACCUCUCACCUCACUCUUCCUUUCAGCAGUCUGUCAAGCUCUGCAGCGGUGGCCUGACCAGUUUCCUAGUGAAUUGUCUGGAAAGCCUGGUGGCCAGAGGACCCGGAGCCUGAGUAGUGCAUUUGGUGGGGAAGGUGUGGGGGGGCAGAUGCAUGGGAUUGUGGUCCUUAAUUUCAGGAGGACCCACGUACGUGUUUUGCGAGGAGAGCCUUCUGCAUGUCUCCUUGGUGUAUCUAAACACGAGUCGCUGUUAUUUAUUAUUGUGAAGUUAGUCUGCACCCAUAGUCGAUGCCUUCUCAGGAAUACUCCAGAUUCAGUAAGCCUAAAGCAGGCCGUGUGGCCCACAUUGUGUUCCCUCGAGGCACUUCUGCCCUGGGACGGUAAAAACCUGAGACCACGUCUGCUUGCCAGUGUUUGUAGCCUUCCAACGGUGGAAACUAUUAAUAGUCGAGAAACUUAUAGCUCAUCUGUCAUCACACAGCCAUUUCUGGGCUUCGAGGCUGCCUUGGUUAGGCGAUUCCUGCCACACCAACAGCUGGGAAGGAGGGGACUGAAAGGGUUCCAGAAGUGCGGUGUGCCCCAACGGUGCUUCACUGGGACCCCGUUCAUGUGCUUGUCUUCCGGUCUGGUGCUGGGUCUGCACGUUAAUAGGCCAUAUUCUGUUUGUUUGAAACUACCUGAACCUUUGAAAAGAGCUUGCCUUAAGUUAUUUCUGUUUUCAAGUGGCCACAGGGAUUCAGGCAGGAGUACCCUUCCCAGUGACCUUUUCCACGAAAGAGAUGACUUUUUACUUCUAAGCAUGGGAAGAGUCCAGCCUUUGUGUUUUGCAAAUCAACUUUUAAGUGAACCUGGAUAGUGUUUUCAGAAAUAGCCAGGGCACUGGAGGAAAAGCAAUCCCCAGAUUUUUAUACACCUAAGGGGUUUUAAAUUGUGUUGUUCCGUCUGGCUUUGCAGCCACCUGCCACUUUAUUCCCUGUGCCUUCAGUUAGGAAAGUUGCUAACUUUUUUAUGGGCUUAUUUCCCAGUUUUAAAAUGUUAAAUUCUUUCAAAACAACAACCAAAAACCUCCAACUUGGUCCGGACCACUCACUGUUCCUUGCAGGAUGUCCCUGCUGCUUAAAACCCCCAUGGAGGGGCUGGCAAAUCUUCCUGGUGCUGAGUUGUGGCCUGAUAGCAGGCGCUAAAAUUGAGGCAAAACCAUCUGAGGUGGGCGAGACCUCCCCAGAUGUGACUUUUGAGACAGUGGAAGUCCUGUGAUGGACUUGGUGACUCCUGUCGCCGGUUCGUUGUUGAUGUCUGUUUAACCAGCAUGGAAAAGAUGCAUUUUUACCCUUUAACCUCUUUCGUUUUGAUACUUGAAACUUCUGCCUUUUAAAAUUCCAAACAGUGUUGGCUUUCCCUGGUGCUUUCUGGUCUGAGUUGAGUUUUGAAUGAACACACCAGGAUGAAGCGACACAGCCUUUGGCUGUUGGGACUCUGCACUACGCUGUGAGAAGAGCCUAGAGGCAUUGCCUGCUGCUUGACGAACUGUCCAAUUAGGUCAGAAAACCCCAAGGGGUCAAGGCUGCUCUGUCCUUGGCUUCUGUCCAGAAGGCAAGAUAAUGGUCCUGGCUCUUCAGGUAGAAGUUAGAACUGUCGGAGUACUGUUGCUUCAAAGCCGUAGAGAGUUUCACAGUGCAUGAGAAAGCCAAUCAUUUGUCCAAAGGGUCUGGUUACAGAAAAGUAAUGAUAUAUCAUCAGAGUCCAGAGAACCUCAAGGUGCCUUUUAAGACUACCAACAGUUUGAAAUCUAAAGCUUAAGGGCAAUUAUGCUUGAUUGAAAAAUAAAUAAGUAAAAGCUGUGUAAGACAAUUCAGAGUGAACUUCCUGACCCCCAAGACACACUUAGACUGUUGAGAUGUUAAAACUGUGUGGAUCGUGCACUUGUAGGGCUGUCUGCCCAAAUGUAUUUAACUGCCUGUCACUUAAAAUUAUUUUAUCCAAGCCUAAAUAUUA
Chionomys nivalis (European snow vole) is the source of this 3089-nucleotide messenger RNA. It is a transcript of the gene Ppp1r3d, whose product is annotated as protein phosphatase 1 regulatory subunit 3D. Gene Ontology annotation, molecular function: glycogen binding; protein phosphatase 1 binding. The transcript has a single exon. The coding region runs from base 176 to 1015 and encodes 279 amino acids. Gene Ontology annotation, biological process: regulation of glycogen biosynthetic process. Gene Ontology annotation, cellular component: protein phosphatase type 1 complex. NCBI's taxonomy places the organism in Eukaryota, Metazoa, Chordata, Mammalia, Rodentia, Cricetidae. The record is from RefSeq and is a predicted model, not a curated record.